GUUAGUAAAGUCUUGCUCGAAUGAUACGAGGUCGUCCAACGUAAACAAAUGGCAAUCGGAGCCGGGGAUUCUCCACCGUCGGAUAUUAGAUCUACCAAGAAGGGACGGUGGAUACUUCAAGUUCGAAACCAUCGUCGGCGUCUCAAACUCCCCCAUUAAAGGCGUCGACAAAGACGGAGAAGAUCAAUUGCACGCCUCCAACUGCGCUUUCUACUGCCACCGCCUCUCCGCCUUCAGCGAUCCGCUCCGCGUCGUCCUCCUCUUCCUGCAGCGAUGGGUUCUAGGGGAGGCAACAAGAAGCCGUUAGGGAACCGGCCGACCAUCCGGACCCUCGCGGAUCUGAAUCGGAGCUCCGGCCACGGCUCCGAUAGCGACUCCGACGGGCCUCAGGAGUACUACACUGGCGGCGAGAAGAGUGGGAUGCUGGUUCAAGAUCCAUCAAAACAUGGUCAUAAUGUGGAUGGCAUAUUUGAGCAAGCUAGGCAGAUGGGAGCCAUGCAAGGACCAAUCGAGGCUAAUCAUCCAUCAUCAAGUUCAAGAAGUUUUACCGGAACUGGUAGACUCCUAUCAGGUGAAACAGUCCCUGCUGCUCCCCAGCAACCUGAAAACAUAGUGCAUGAUAUCCACUUUUGGACCAAUGGAUUUACUGUUAAUGAUGGUCCAUUGAGGAGGUUUGAUGAUCCUGAAAAUGCACCCUUCUUAGAGAGCAUUAUGAAGUCUGAAUGCCCAAAAGAGCUCGAGCCAGCAGAUAGGAGGUCCGUGGUACAUGUCAAUCUCGUAAGGAGGGCAGAAAAUUGUCCUGAACCUGCGAGACGCCUUGCUCCAUUUCAGGGCGCAGGUAGGACACUAGGAAGUGGAUCCUCAAACAGUUCUGGCAGUGAGCUUGCUGACACUGCCACAGCAUCCAGUAGUACUCCCUCAUCGUCCACAGGCCUGGCCGUUGACGAAUCUAAGCCAUCUACUACCAUCCAGCUGAGGUUGGCGGACGGGACCAGGAUGAUUGCGCGUUUCAACACCCAACACACCAUAGCAAAUAUACGGUCUUUCAUCGAUGCAUCUAGGCCCGGGGCACCAAGUUCUUACCAGCUACAAACAGUUGGUUUUCCACCCAAGCAGCUCAAUGAUCCGAGCAAGACGAUCGAGGAAGCCGGCCUUGCUAAUUCAGUUGUCAUUCAGAAACUAUAACUCGAUGCAUAGCAGCAAUGUCAGUUCCUACCAUUUAAAGACAAUUGCAGUUGCUAAAACUCCAUGAUUAUCUGCACCACUAUGACAUGCUUGUAAAAUUCUUGGACCCAAAGAUUAGGGCUAGACUGCUUUAAAUUUUAUUUGCCUUCCAUGACAUGAUGAACAUACAAACCACUGAAGUAAGAAGCUUUGUUUAUCUAAAAGAAAUGUCCGCAUAUGCCAAGUACUUGUGAAUGGUUCCUGUUGUUAUAUGAACUUGUUUAAGCAGCAGACAAGUUUUGUCAAACCAAGUUUUGUUGCUCA
Musa acuminata subsp. malaccensis (wild Malaysian banana) is the source of this 1488-nucleotide messenger RNA. The record is from RefSeq and is a predicted model, not a curated record. NCBI's taxonomy places the organism in Eukaryota, Viridiplantae, Streptophyta, Magnoliopsida, Zingiberales, Musaceae.